GUACGGUCGCAAAACGUCUCGUUGCACUUGCGUGUGUGUGUGUUAAAAAGCAAUGCGAGUGCACGCGUAAGCAGACAUCUACCAAAGUGUUCGUUCUGUGAGUGUGCAUGUGUGUGCAAGCAGACAGGCUUUCGGGCGCAACAAUAGUUGCUACAAAAACAAAAGCAUACAAAAAACAACAAAUAAAAGGACAGUGGACGUUCGUUCGCAGGUCCAAGUCAGUUAACUAGUUGGCGUGAAUUUUUGCCCUUUUUGCAUUGUUUGCUGGCUUCGUCCGGCAGUUGGCGUUAAAGUUGUGUGUAGCAAUUAAAGCAUUGCCUUUCAUUAGGCAGCGCUUAAAUGAGAUUACAAACAGAAGUGCGUGCCUGUAGUGCGCGGCAUUUUACGAGCGUCUUGUUUGUUGGCGCGUGUGCGUGCGUCUAGUGAAGCACAUAGUACAUACAUUUCGUUGCGUAGUAUUAAAAGAAAGUAAACGGCAUUAAGGAAUGUGUGCCGCAAUUGAGGUCCUCAGAAUCGUUGGAGCAGUUGGCAUUAACGCUGAAAACGCAACAAAUUAUUGCAUAUCAUCAGGCUUAAGCAGGCGUGCAUAAAAAACGCGUAAAUCAAAAGUAGAGCAACAAAUCCGCUUGCGAUAAGUGCACACCAUAAAAAAGUACUAAUCGCGGGGAUAAAAACUGCAUUAAAUUCAAUAAUAGCGCACAAAACUUUGUGUAUAGCUCGAAAGAGUGGGCGCCCGAAAUAAUGCAAACAUUACUGCGCUCAACGUUAAACUUUUAAGAGUAAAAAAAAAGCAAAUCUGCAAAAUGUGGUACUGUAAUUAAGUCUCGAAAACAAACGGUCGAUGCUUUUGUAAAUGCGCGCCGCCGUCUUUAUUUGGUUUGCUGGAACGCUCCGCCAAAAUAUACAAGCAUGUAGGUGUGUAUAUGUGCAGCUAAACAAAUUAAAGCUGUAAAACGAAACGAAAGUGUGUACGCGGUGGCAAUUGUUUAAAAGUUUCGCACAUUAAAAGCAACAUUAUCGCGUUGCCGGUGGAGUAAGAGAUUAUUAAAACAAAAUUCAAGUGCAAAAGUUGAUAAACACAGAAACAAGAAAACAAAUUAUUUGUACAAAACGCCAAAAAGUAGGCAAGACAAAUAGCAAUUUAAGUACCUUGCUAAAGCAGGCAAGCGAAUGUGCAAUGAAUUGCGUGUGGGUGCCUACGAGUUUGUCAGAAAAAGAAAUGUAUGCAAUGAAAAGUUGCUAAAAAGUUUGCAAGUGUGGUGUAAAUGUGACUCGAAAGUAACGUUAAAAAAAUACAAACAUAUCGGUUGGGCGCAGAGUGCAAGUCAUGUGCGGCUAAAAAGAGAAUAAACCAGCGCGUACAAAAUUGCUAAAGUUUAAAUUAAUUUAUUGAAACAGGACAUAAGCAAAUCUACAAUUUGGUGGUUUUGUUUUAUUUGCUAGUAGGCUUCACAGUUGGCAAAGCAAGAAUUUCGUCGCGUAUGCGGAAAAGUUUCAUUAACGCGUCGAGUGUGCGUAGCGACAUGUCGUUUCGUAGUCGGUUGGUCGGCCGUCGGGUGUCGUCGUCGGUGUAAAUUUGUCGCGCACCACGUGGUAUGUGUAUGUACAUAUGUAUGUAUAUGCACAUCUGGCAUCACUGUCAAAGACCUACUAACCAACUUGUUUGGAAAGCGGAAGCAUCAAAGUUUGCGCUCAAAAAGCAACGAAGUCAAUAAAAAAUAUGCAAUAGGAAAAAUGGACUGAAAUGAUUUCAGUAGACAUACGCUCAAAGUAAAUAUAUCGAAAUCAAGUCGAUGAUAUGGUUCUAAAGAGGCUUAGUAGCUGAUGAUCUCGCCGUGAGUUUGAAUAAUUACCAAAUAGCAAGUGAAAAUAAAGCACCAUUGACUCUCAGAGCGCGGAGCGCGCGAAGUAGCUCACUUUGUGAGCUCUGCGUGAGAGCGUUUGGACCUAGUUCGAUGACGGCGCACUCCCAUAAGUUGCCGCUUUGUAUGCUGCUGCUAAUCGCACUACUACACAAUACAGCAACAACUACCGGAGGCACGCAUCAAAAAAGAGAAUACAGAGUAACCAGAAGAUUCAUAGAAAUUGGCAGCGAACAAGCGUUUUCAGCAGAGACGAUACGAGAGUCGGUAUCGAAGGGCAGCAAAAUUGGGGAAUGGCAUAUAGAAGGUGUUGAGUGCAGAAAGGGAGAAACAGUACUAAGGGAAAAUAAGAAUGCGGAAGAAGCGCCGGCGAAAGAGAAAACUACCCCCUGUCUCAAUGGCAGUAAAAUCCUCACAGCAACGAGAGCAACUCAGCUUAGCAUAGACACCAACCAACUGGUGAGAGAAGGUCUUUUCGCGAAUGUGAGCAGCGCCAAGAAUUUAACACCAGCACUGGAGGAUAAGAAACCGUGCUCCGCCGUACAUGACAUUCUCAAGCAUCAGAUCGUUUUAGAUGUUAAGCCCAUCACCAAUUCGAAAAUCCUGCACAAAACACCCGCGCCAGCAACAACAAUUGCCACCUUCUCUUUGCGCCUUAAAAACGCACAUACCAGUAGUCAUAUCAAUUAUCCGCCGCCAAGUGCAGCAAUUUCACCGCUUUCACAUUGGCCAGCAUUGCGUUUUAAGCGGCAACAAGCAGCGCUCCCACAUAAAACGCAGCAGCUGAGCGCAUUACAGAGUAGCACCGGCACUGCAGCGCACUACAAUCCAUUACCCGCUGUGCCAUUACCGACGCCACCACCUUUUCCCGGCAAUUUUGCAAUUUCACCAUUUAGCGGCGGCGGUGGCGGCGGUGGCGGCGGCGGCGCCAAGCACAUCAGCACCGCUGGCAAUGUUUUGAAUGCCUUCGCCGGUUUCUCAUCCGCCUCUUCCGCUUUCUCAGCCACACAUCGCACAAAUUCGCUUUGCGGUGGCAUCCUUAAGUCGCGCUAUGGCACUCUACAGACACCAAAUUUUCCACAUAAAUUCCCAGCACCCAUCGAAUGUGUGUGGGUAAUUGAUGCCUCUGAGCUGCCAAUUACAACUUCCGCUGCUGCAGCUGUAGGCGGCGGUGGCGGUGGUACCAACGUCUCCAUCAUCGUUUACCUAACGCAAUUGUAUGUGCUGGGUGGCCUCAAGUUCACCGAAUAUAUGUACUAUUCGGAUGAUUAUAAAGUGCCGGCACACCGUGUGUUCACACUUACUGAAGAUGACGUGACACAGGUGGCAUGGGUGCAAUUUAGUAGUCAGUAUCUGGAGAUACGUUUCACGAUGACCUCUUUGGAUGGCACACAUUUGCGCGCCUUGGAUCGUCUGCUGGACGUAUAUGGCUUCAAUAUUACCUAUGAGGUGCAGCAGCAGGUGAAGACGUAUCAGUGCAAUACACUGCAGUGUCGAUUUCUCGGCCAUUGCUAUGCGAAGGCGGACUACAGCUCCUACUACUGUUCAUGCUUUCCCGGCUUUAGUGGCACCGAUUGUGGACGUGGUCCAUUGUGUGAGGAUCCCCAUACGAAUAUCUGUCAAAAUGGCGGCACAUGCAAACAUAUCGGCGAUGCAGCCAUCACAUGCCACUGUCCGAGCGGCUUUAAAGGCACCAAAUGUGAAAUUCCGGAAAUAAAUGAAAUAACAAUGGGUUGCACUUCCAACUCCACCACGAGUGAUUGUCAUAAAGAAUGUGAUUUCGAUCGUGUUAGCGAAGGCAUCACGCUGCGAAAGGCUAGCAAAAUGACUGCACGUAAUGGAAAAACGCGAUAUGAAGUGACAAUACGCUUGGGUGCCAACUUAACUGCCUUUUAUCGCAACAUGGAUCCAGAAAGGCGCCCAAGCGAUCAUUUACCUAGUUUACUGGAGCGACAUCUUAUGCGCGUUCUACGUAACUUCAAUAUCACCAAAAUUAGCGAUUUGGAAUUGAUUUCGAAUAGCACAGAUCGCUUGGAUAUUACAUUUCAUUUUUUCGGUGUAAAAGGCGAUUCAAAUCGCAUACGUGAGGCCAUUACUCGUAUGGUAGAACGUGGCCGCAUUGGAAAUAUUACACUCGUUUCGAAUUACCAUUUAUUCGAUGAAAACCCACCGUUGAAUUUAUUGGAAUUGACAAUUAAUCAAAAAUCAGCGAUACGUGAAGACAGUGAAUUUAUAAUUUCAUGCACCGCCCAAGGAUCAUCGCGUAUGCAAUUUCAAUGGUACAAGGAUGGUGCACGUGUCAAUACGUCCAAGGCUACAAGAGAAAUCUGGACCACCGUUCUACCACCGGAAACAAAAGAUACUUUCACUGCCAUUUUGGGUAUAACAAAAGCAAAUCGCAUGGACGAAGGCAUUUACACGUGUAAGGUCACCGAUUGGGGCGUUGAGCAGUGCCGCUCGCUCCAUGUGCACAUUAAAAUACCACCUCGCCUGCGCGUCGAUCCGGCCAGCGUGACACUGCAACGCGGCGACUCACUACGCGUACGCUGUCUCUCACCCGGCAACGAUGACAUCAAACACUACGCACAACUCGGCUACAGCUGGACACGCAACGGUGUACUCUUUCAAUCGAAUCCCGCCACAGUGAUGUGGGAAGACCUUUAUCCAGAUGGCAGCAUACUGAAAAUUAACAACAUACAGAAAUCUGCCGAGUACACUUGCAUUGUCUCAAAUACUGUGCGUCCCGUUUCAAAGAGCGUCUACAUCACCGUUAUCGACCGCAAUGCGGUGCAUGUUUGUCACAGCGCUAUGCUCUACGGUGUCCGUUGGCCAACAAGCGCACCAGGCGCCGCCAUUGUAGCCGAUUGUCCGCGCGGUUUCGAAGGCCACUCGCGGCGUAUCUGCGAAAGCCGCGACACAGGCAAUUCGACAUGGUUGUUGCCCGAUUUCUCGCUUUGCGUACACGAUCAACUUUUGGCGAUUUACAAUAAAUUCCGUGCAUUAAGCGCCGGCUACCAGCAGACCAACUCAUCGGCCAUACUGAAGGCUUGCUUCGAGUACACAGUUAAGCGACAUAAGCGCUUUCUGCCCGGCGAGGCGGGAUUUCUCAUCGAUAUGCUGCAUGAGGUCGAUACUUAUCUGCAGCUAAAAGGCACACAACUAGAGCGUGAGAUGGCAGCUGAAAUAAUUUUGCACAUACUCGAUAAAGUCAUGCAAAAUACACAAUCGCUGAAUAGUCAACAGCAAAUUAAAAAAUUGCAACUCUUAACACAAUCAGCAGCGUUGAACCGUGAAACAAUUGCAGCAUCUCAAUUAGCAACAUCAACAUCAUCCACGUCAGCAGCAGCAGCAGCAGCAGCAGCAGCAGCAGCAGCGGCUGCGGCCGCAACGUCUGCAUCAUCAGCCACAGCAGCAGGCAAUAGUGCAAUAUCAUCCUCAUCCUCGGCCUCUGCUCCGGCAACUACAACACACACAGAUGACGGCGGCGCAUCGAGCUCGGCAACAGCUGGCAAUGCCAUGUCACCGGCACGCUCCACUUCAGCCAAUUCAGCGUUAGCUACAUUGUUGCGGAACGAUGCUGGCGGUAGUGGUACUGGUGGUGUUGGUGGUGUUGGUGGUGCCAACAGCAUACUCACAGUCGAUGAGGAUUCUUUGUCGUUGGAUCGCUUAAAUUCGCUGCGCAUCUAUAUGACUUCAGUGAAAACGUUGCCGUUCAAUUUGAGGAUUUACGGCGAUGAUUUGUUCGCGGAUCAACUUUACGUGGACAUUGGACUCUCCACCAGCCUGCUCAACAUAAUGGCCAACUCAACGAUAUUCGCAUCGGUUAUCUCGUAUAAAAAUUUAAAAAGUUUUCUACCAAAAACUUAUUACACGCGCGGCAGCGACCCCAAAGAGUCUGACUACAUUUUGGCCUCGCGCAUUUUGCAAACUUGGCUUUUUCAGUCGAAUCGUUCAAACGAUAAUCUACGUGAACCACUCGAUUUACCUUUCGAAGCGGGGCAUGUUGAGAUCAUAUUUCAACAUGAAGCAGCACCAAAGGAUGGCGAUUGGGUGGCAGUAUGUGGUCAUGACUACAAGGCCUCCUUUGAGUCCACUUGGCGUUCUGAUUUGUGCAUGACCAAGCACCUGAUGGCGAAUAUUACGCGCUGUAUUUGUCCAUUGUCUGGCACCUACGUUGUCAUGCUUACGAAACGUAAUAACAAUUCUCAACCCAUCUCGCCCACUCAACGUCCACUCUUUGUGAUCAUCAGCUGCGCCUGUGGUCUGCUGCAGUCCUGUUCGGCGUUUCUCAUACUUCUUCCGAUUUGGUUUAAUCGCAAAUGUGCAAUCACAUUUUUAAAAAUGCAAUUUUGCGUCUCCACGUCUAGUAUAAUGAUAAUUUUUCUGCUGGGAUUCCUAAAAAUGUUACCAGUGAAUUGGCAAGCCAUUGUCAACUCAUCGCUUGCUUCACUGCUCUUACUCGGUGUCUCGACCACAAUUGCAAUUGCAUUGGUUGUAAAUUCCGAGUUGGUGCCGAAAAAAAUGUUGCAUAUAAACAAAAUGUCAGCAACAGCAGCGACAAGUGGACGCACCAUCACAGCAGUAAAAAAAGAACAUCAACAUCAACAGCAGCGUCACCGUCACCGUCACGAGAUGAAUAAGCGUCGUAACUCUACAAGUGGCAAUGACAAUGGCAAUGGCGCAAACGUGACCACUGCUAACGCCUCCGCAACAACCAUCGAUGCGACCAGUCUGAGUGCCACCACAAACAUAAAACAAAUCAGCAGCAGUGACGCCGGCGGCGGCAAUGUUGCCAGCAAUGACAAUAGCAUUGCCAACGACAGUACCACAGUGAAUAGACGCGUUGGUGGCGGCAGCGUCGUAGUUCCGGCGCGUUCUGUCGCCCGCGUGCAAGAGCUCUACUUUCCGGUGAGUGUGCGGGCCGUCAUUGGCAUUAGUUGGUUGCCGCCACUACUAUAUGCCAUCACCGUGCCGCUCAUAUGCAGCAUUAUUGGCAAAUGGCCACGCAAUUGGUGGCUGGAAGUGAUGAGCAAUACAACAGCGGACGCAACAAGAACAACAACAACAACAACUUCAUACUCCAAGUCCGGAGGUCUGCUGGGCAUGCAUCAUGGUUUAUCCACGCUUGUAGGCGGAUAUGGUAGCGGCGGCGGCGGCGGCGGCGGCGGCGGAAGUGAUUACUUAGUGGAGCAUAUGGCGCAUUCACCGCCGCCCUCGUCUUCGCUGAGUUUGAAGGUUGAACCGAACAACAUCAACAGCACAAGCCAUAUCUAUGAUGUUAUGAUGAGCACAACAACGACAACCAGCACAUUGGAGGCUGAAUCAGUAACAGCAGCUGAUGCUACUGCCGCAGCGGCAGCUGUUGCGACCGGAAUAUUAACAACUACCAGCUCUGCAACUGCCACCAGCGACUACAAUCAGCAUUCUUCAACAUAUUCGUCGUCUUCCGCCAACUUCUCAACAUCCACUGCCAUUUCAACCACCUUCUCCGUUGCCGGCUGGCAUAAUAACUUCCAACCGGCAGCAAUCUCCGCAUCCUCUUCCGUUACCGCUGCUGCCUACCGAAGUGAAUUCUUCGAUGUGAACGCGGACGCCGCUGACGCAGAGUCAAAUCUCGAUGGCGGUGGCGGUGGCGGUGGUGUAGGCCGUGUGGCAUCACUCAAUUUCAUUAUAUUUAUUUGCGUCGAUUUGCUAUUCAUUUUGCUCUUCUGUGCGCUCUUCGUCAUUUUAAUCAAGAAACUUUUAUGGCUGUGGCAUAAAAAUCGAAAUAUUCACGCACAUCCGCAGGAUAAAUUCAAUGUGGCGAUGCGUAGACGCAUUGGCCUAAUUUAUCGCACCGGUUGUUUGCUCGUAAUGAAAUUAUCAACGGAUGCAUUAUUCAUUGCAUAUGUAAAUUCAACACAAAAUUCAUGGUGGUCCUAUCCAUUUGGCAUAUCUUGCACUUUGUUGGGUUUUACUAUCCUUUAUUGCUUCGUUAUAAAAGCGGAGAGCAGCUUACGAGCGCCCCCUAGCAACAGCAGCAGCAGCAGCAGUGGGACGCUAAAGAAACAACUCAGUACAAGUAAAACCAGUUUGGAUGAAAACUAUUGCACCGGAGCUAUAAAUAGUCCGCUUAGUUUUUACUCAAGUCACGAAAACGAGAAGGAAAACGAAAGCGGCGCACCCGUAACAACGUUGCUCAUUCCGCCACCACCGCCAACGCAACAGCUAGAAAUUUCCAGUGGCGUGCAGCUGCCACUCACAAUCAUACCCACCGCGCAACAGCGUUGCCCAUUGCUGCCCACCUCGGCGUCGGCAGGAGGCGGCAAUGGCGUUAACACAUUCCUAAACGCAGCAAGUCUGGAUCGCAAACUUCCGCUGUCGCAUGUCACUUGCCUGCAAGAUACGACCGCCGCAGCAAUGACCUCACCCGCAACGAGAUGCUGCAACAUCUUAGGUGGUGGUGGUGGUGUUGGCGUAGCCGGCAGUGCUGUCAAUACGGCUACCACAUUGACCUCGUCGGGUGUACUAGGCAGCGGUGGUGUGGUUGUAACUACUGGCGGCAUGGGCUACUAUGAUGCCUAUGGUGCGGGCAUGGCACUUGGCGGCAUGACAGGCAGUUUGAAUAGACGACAGCUUCAUGGCUCAGCAGUAGCGACGGAAUUCGUCGGAUUGGAGACAUUGGAUAUAUUGCAGGGUGUGGCGCCACCAGACACCAUCAUUGGCAUUUGCAGCACAGCCGUGCCGACGGGAAUGUCAUAUCAUCAGCUACAGCAUCAUACAUUCCCGCGACAUCACACACCAGCACCACUGCAGCAACACCAGCAGCUACCUGUAUCGGCUCAGCAACAUGUUGCGCAACACCACGGUGCCUAUAUGGGCACUGCCAUGCUGCCAACAGCGAUUGUGUCGAUAAGUAGCGGCUUGCCGUUGCAGACUACAAUGAAUUACGUAAAAAGUAGCAGUGAAUUAACAGCAUCACCUACGCCACCGCCACCACCAAUUCAGCCACAACCAUCACAGGUGCCACCGACCACACUCACCAGCAUCAUUAGCACCACAACGGCCACAACGCAAACACCAAAGGCGCAAAAGCGUGUCACCAUUAUGGAGCCCACAACACACACCUUCGAUCCACUGCUGCCCACAAUGGUUGCCGUUUCCGGUGGAUCAGCCGCAACAGCACAUCAUCGGCUCGCGACGACGAUGAUGGCGACGCCACCGACGUCUAUUAUAACAAAUUCCAGCAAUACUGUGGCGACAAACAACAGCAACGUCGCUACAAGUGCGGUGAAUGAUUCAACCCAGAUUAGCAGUGGAAAUUCCUCAACUGCUGACAAUUCUUCUUCACCCGAAGACGAAAAUUCUAUGACUGGUAUGUUGGAUCGCAUAACACACGAUCUGGAUUAUUUGCUCAAUCGCACAAAUGAGUUGCCGCCAGAGACGCCAUGUGAUGAUGUAGUGACGGCGGCGGCGGUGACGACUACUACCACUACUGCAGCAACAACAACAACAACUGUGGUGACUAUUAGUCAAGAUACUGUGGAGCAAUUAUAAAUGGCGAACUAAAUAAGGCCUAUUAACUAUCACUAAAUAUUUUGUUCCUGUGAAACAUUUUUAGUAUCUACUGUACAGUAAAAAUAAGAUAGAGUUACAUGGUAAUGGUUGUCUGUGUAAAUAAUUCAAUUUGCAGUUGCAUAAGACUUCCGAUUUUGCAUAGACAUGAAUAAAGUUCAGCUCAAAGCACAGAGCUAUCGAAUUUAUUGUUAAUAAAGAAUAUAU
Molecule: messenger RNA, 9623 nt
Organism: Rhagoletis pomonella (apple maggot)
Lineage: Eukaryota; Metazoa; Arthropoda; Insecta; Diptera; Tephritidae
Cellular component (GO): membrane
Molecular function (GO): G protein-coupled receptor activity
Source: RefSeq, a predicted model, not a curated record